Molecule: messenger RNA, 1571 nt
Organism: Aspergillus melleus
Lineage: Eukaryota; Fungi; Ascomycota; Eurotiomycetes; Eurotiales; Aspergillaceae
Gene: xgeA
Product: putative endoglucanase
Exons: 2
Coding region: 573-1493 (306 amino acids)
Biological process (GO): polysaccharide catabolic process
Molecular function (GO): cellulase activity
Source: RefSeq, a predicted model, not a curated record
GGAAGGACUUGGCAUUUGCUUUGUAUGCACUGUUUGUCUGUCUCUCUCUUCGAUAUCGUCCAUCAUUCUACACCGUACCGACUUUUCUAUAUCUACGUCGAUAUCUACAUCUACCUUGAAGUGUCUAUCUGUCUAUUUGUCUGACCUUCCCCCAGACUCCCGAAGUCUCGAGCCUCUGCAAGACCACGUCAUGGCUCCUCUUCACCACCGCCAACCUUGACCAUCUUGAAACGGAAGUCUUCCGUCUCUCUUCAGAAUUCCAGGUCUUCAACCGAACUCCUCCAAAUCCUCCACCAAUAUUCGUUCUCCCUAAUCCCCCGACGAUCCGCCAUGUCCCACUCCAAACUCCGGAUAAAUUCCAACUUGGUAUCCUCCCUCCGAGAUGGUCGUCUCAGGUUGAAUGGCUUGAUUCAGUUGAUCCACCAUUCACGCGGCCCACCAGUGCCCCAUCCAGGCACCGGAAAUUGAAUUAAGCUUCCUCGCGGCGUGCGGUGGCUGUCACUGGCUCCGAACAACGGUUCCUUUUAGCCUUUUUAGCCUGCAGACCAAUCCGUUCGAGAUGUUUCUGGUUGAUGGGGUGUGUCAGGUCCCGUGGUCCUGACGAUUCAGGAUUUCCGAUCAGGAGAGUUCGGGGGAGGACGCGGAGCUAUAAGAAUGGCCCUCAUCUCGCCCUCUGUCGGUUGAAUUCCUUCUCAGGCUCCAAAGAAAUUUCUCAAGGAACUCUUCCCACCGGUCAAUUCCAUCUCUUCCGUUUCAUCUCCGUCACAAUGAAGUUCCUCGCCGCUCUUGCCCUCGGCUCUCUCGCCUCCGCCAGCUCCGUCACCCGCCGUGACGACUUCUGCGGUCAAUGGGACACCGUGGAGUCGGGUGAUUUCACCCUGUACAACAACCUCUGGGGCUCCGGCAACGCCGACAGCGGCUCGCAGUGCACCGGUCUCGACUCGGGCUCCGGCAACGAGAUCGCCUGGCACACCAGCUGGUCGUGGACCGGCGGCCAGGGUCAGGUCAAGAGCUUUGCCAACGCUGCCUACUCCUUCACGGCCAAGCAGCUGAGCAGCCUCAGCAGCAUCCCCACCAACUUCAACUGGAAGUACACCUCGGGAUCGGACAUUGUGGCUGACGUUGCCUACGACCUGUUCACCUCGUCCACUGCUGAUGGCGACGAGGAGUACGAGAUCAUGAUCUGGUUGGCCGCCCUUGGUGGCGCCGGACCUAUCUCGUCGACCGGAUCGGCCAUUGCCAAACCCACGGUCGCUGGAACCACCUGGGACCUCUACCUGGGCCCCAACGGCCAGAUGCAGGUGUACAGCUUCGUCGCCUCGUCCAGCGUUGAGAACUUCGAGGCCGACCUGGUCGACUUCCUGAAGUACCUGCAGGAGAGCCAGAACCUGCCCUCCAACCAGUUCCUCACCCACAUCCAGGCGGGUACCGAGCCCUUCUCCGGCAGCGACGCGAAGAUGAGCGUCUCCUCCUUCAAGGUGUCGAUUGCCUAAACGCCCAUAGUUUGGAAUGGAAUGUGAAUGAAGAGGGGGUGUUUCUUUUUUUAGUUUGAGGAGGAAGAGGGGAGAGGG